CAGCAGAGUAGAGAACAAGGAAGCAACAUGUGCGAAACAUAAUAACUCCAACGAAGCACCAGAGCGGACCAAGAGGCGAACACGAACCUAUUCUAAGUUUCCUUCUAAAAGGACACGUUUUUAUUAAAGAAAAAAAAUGAAGAGAGAAGUAAAAGCCGGAGUCGACUUCAUUAAGCGCCUGGUGGUGGCCCGAGGGAAGCUUGAUGAAGCCAAAGCAGAGCUGUUCUCUCAGAAGCUGCAGAAACUUUUAUCUGACAAAUACUGUGACCAUUGGUAUCCUGACAGCCCUAGCAAAGGCCAGGCUUACAGAUGUAUCCGGAUAAAUAACGGUGGACCUUGUGAUGAGGUGGUGCUUAAGGCCUGUGAGGAGAGCGAGCUCACGCCCAGCAAACUCGGGCUUUCACCAGAGAUAACGCUUUGGAUCGACCCACUGGAGGUGUCUGUAAGGUCUGGGGAAAACGGCAGACCAUUUACAGUAACUCAGUUCAGCAAAGAAGAGGAGACCACAGAAGGCCAGGACGACUCCUCCGUAACCCUAGACACGUCUGAUUACCACUCAGCUACCUCGUCAGACUGCAGCUCUGCCUCCUCCAGCGACACAGAGGAGGAAGCCAAGGAUGGAGAGCUGAAGGAGCAGAGGAAACUGGCGGAGCACGCAAAAAAGGAGGCAGCAGAAAGCAACGCCUCCACAGUGACGAUGGUGCCCAGGAUCCGCAAGGGGAACGGAGACGCACAGAAUAAAGUCAAAUAUGUCAGAAAGAAGGUUCCAGCCAGCCUCCAGUACUUCUACCAUCCCACACCGGUUUGGUCCCAGUAUAAGAAGGGCGCUCCGGUGUUUCUGACCACAGUGUGUGCUUCCACAACGACGCCUCCUCCACCCCAGCAGGUUUUUGGUUACUACAUCGUGCCGCAGCCGUCUCCACAGUUCAUUCUGCCUCAGGCCGCCAUGCAGCCGUGGGGAGCAGUGAAGGGUUAAAGCGUCCCAUCGAUGCGGGGAGGGAGGGGUGAAGCCAGGCGGAGCAUUAUGCCUCUCGUUUAACUGAGCCAUGUAGUGAAGAGUGUUUGAGUUUAGCUACAAUAGUGCUACAAAGAGUACAUUUUUAAAAAUUAUCAUGUUUAAAGCCAUGUCUUGCACAUUCUUUAAUUCCUCUGCUAACUUGUAGUUUUUAUACCACUGAACAAGAGCUAUGACUUUUUAAUCUGCUAGUGUCUCUGCACUGCAUCUUUUUUGUAAAAUUACUUAAUUUAUUUAGAAUAACUUCAAUCACAGAAUACGUGGACCAUCUCAGGAACUCUCAGCAAUAUGCUUUAUGCCAAAGAAAUUUAUAAUGUAAUGAUCUUUACCAAACAAGGUUCUCUCUGCACAUGAUACUGCUAAUCUUUGUAAAAUGCAAUUCAGGGUCUCCAUGUAUUUUCCUUACAAUGGCAAUUCUGUAUAUUAAGACUAUGAUUUCUACUAAACAGCUUGUGUAUAUAUAUAUAAGAACUUGCAUAUGCACGCUUUCUAAACUUUGUAUUUUGUAAUUUAUUAUCACACCAGUAGAUGGUGCUCAAGUUGCAUUUAUUUAUAGUCCGCUAUGUUUUUCAUGAUGAUCAGCAUCUGUAUAAUGCCGUACAUUACCUCUUUCUCAUUGCUUUGCUUUUUAAAUUAUUGUAAAUUAUAAUUAUCUGCUGCAGCUAUAUAAAAGGAUGCAAACACCUGCUUUACUCACUAAACUCUGUGACGACUUGGAUGAAUAUUUAUUCAGUGUCUUGACAGUUUUAAGCUUGUGUUCAUUGAUUUGUUUACCAUUCAAAAGUACCUCUUUUACUGCAGAUUAAAACAAACUUUUACUCAAAUG
Molecule: messenger RNA, 1841 nt
Organism: Cyprinodon variegatus (sheepshead minnow)
Lineage: Eukaryota; Metazoa; Chordata; Actinopteri; Cyprinodontiformes; Cyprinodontidae
Product: maternal B9.15 protein-like
Exons: 5
Coding region: 137-976 (279 amino acids)
Biological process (GO): negative regulation of cell population proliferation; negative regulation of mitotic cell cycle
Cellular component (GO): nucleus; cytoplasm
Source: RefSeq, a predicted model, not a curated record